Molecule: messenger RNA, 1858 nt
Organism: Pseudonaja textilis
Lineage: Eukaryota; Metazoa; Chordata; Lepidosauria; Squamata; Elapidae
Gene: ZDHHC6
Product: zDHHC palmitoyltransferase 6
Molecular function (GO): protein binding; palmitoyltransferase activity
Source: RefSeq, a predicted model, not a curated record
AACGGAAGGAUUGCAUAUCCGGGUUCUAUGAAGGUGUCCCGGGGAAGUAGAGCACGGGGCCGCUUGAAAGAGCGGUAAAUAAAGGCGGACAACCGGGAAUCCCUGGCUGGCUCUGCCUGAAGAACAAGGCAGCAGGGGAAACCCGAGACAAAGCAGGCUGGGGUUCAUCGCUGAUUUUAAAAGAAAACUCAUGAAGAAUUCCUGUGGUUGAUGAUUCCUUCAAAUAUGAAGAAUGGCUUAAAUCCAGCUACUUCAAAAUUAGUGUUUGGACAUCUUACCAUUCAUCUUAUCAGAGAUGAAAAUUUAUGACAAGUGGAAAUGUUUUCCUGAAAGAAAUCGUAUGAAAUAAGAAUCAACUUGAAUGCAGUAUGGGAACAUUUUGUUCAAUCAUUAGAUUUGAAAAUCUCUAUGAACUGAAAAGACUAUGCCACUGGGGACCAAUCAUAGCACUUAGUGUAAUAGCAAUAUGUUCUGCCAUGGCUAUCAUCGAUGCAGUCCUGUGGUACUGGCCUUUGGAUACAACAGGAGGAAGUAUUAAUUUCAUCAUGCUCAUCAAUUGGACUAUUAUGAUCCUUUAUAACUACUUCAAUGCCAUGUUUGUUGGCCCUGGAUAUGUUCCUGUUGGAUGGAAACCAGAAAAUUCUCAGGACUGCAUGUAUCUUCAAUACUGUAAAAUAUGCCAAUCUUACAAAGCACCACGUUCACAUCACUGCCGAAAAUGUAACAGGUGUGUGAUGAAGAUGGACCACCACUGUCCAUGGAUUAAUAACUGCUGUGGAUUUCAGAAUCAUGCCUCAUUUACACUCUUUCUUCUCCUAGCCCCUCUGGGCUGUAUUCACGCUGCUUUUAUUUUUGUCAUGACCAUGUAUACUCAGCUUUAUAACAGGGUCUCUUUUGGCUGGAGUUCUGUGAAAAUCGAUAUGAGUGCAGCCAGGAGGGAUCCGCGCCCAAUAAUUCCUUUUGAGUUGUCUGCAUUUGCUGCCUCCUUAUUUGCCCUGGGGUUGGCAUUAGGUACUACACUAGCUGUUGGAAUGUUGUUUGUUAUCCAGAUGAAAAUCAUUUUAAGAAAUAAAACUUCAAUAGAAUCAUGGAUUGAAGAAAAGGCCAAAGACCGCAUUCAGUAUUAUCAAACAAAAGAAGACUUUGUAUUUCCUUAUGACCUGGGAAGCAAAUGGGAUAACUUCAAGCAAGUCUUUACAUGGUCUGGAAAUCCAGAGGGAGACGGCUUGGAAUGGCCUAUAAGAGAAGGCUGCCAUCAAUACAGUUUAACAAUUGAGCAGUUAAAACAGAAAGCUGACAAGAGAGUGCGAAGUGUACGGUACCAAGCAAUAGAAGACUAUAAUGGUGCCUGUUGCCCUGUUACAAAAGGUAUAAGGACUUUCUGUACAACUCCAUGCACUGAAGAGCCUAGAAUUGUCCUUCACAAGGGAGACCACAUUUUAGCCACCCGAGGACUGAAGCAUUGGAUGUAUGGCGACAAAAUUACUGACCUGCCAACGAAUGAUGGAGAGAGAAUCAGAGGUUGGUUCCCAAGAAAAUGUGUGGAAAAAUGCCUGUAUGAUUCUGAAUCAGAUCAACCGCUAGAUGGAGAGAAAAAAGCAAGAUAACCCUUGUGAUAACUGGAAGAGUUUGCUUUGGACCACUGUCCUUCUACUUGAAUAUUCUGUAUAUAUUCUUAUGUAUGGAACAAAGAUCAUAUUUUGUGUGUUUGCAAGGAUGGGAGCUUCAGUGCCAUAAUACUAAUCAUCUUUUGCCAUUUUUAAAAGGAGGAAGCCAUUCCAUGGACGCUUUUUCAUAUUAAAGCUUUCAGAAUAUAGAGCACAUUUGGCCUGCUUUUUUAUUUAAUUUUAUUAUAUAA